UCAGAAGUGGUUCCAACUAAGUCCUGUGGCCUUACCAUGAUUUAUCUUCCAUUAACCCCAACUUGUUUGUUGUGUGUUCAGGAGAAUGGGAAGAACCGCCUGCAGCAGGCCCAGGAUGAGGUGGAGGAGGUGAAGGUGAUCAUGCUAGAUAACCUCAACAAUGCUGCCGAGAGGUCAGGCAAGCUGAGAGAUCUUGAUAACAGGGCAGACAAACUUCUGGAGAAGAGUAAGGCUUUCUCAAAGUCUGCUCGGAAAGUGAAACAGCAGAAGUGGUACGAACACAUGAAGAUGAAAGUGUUGCUGAUUGCCGUAGGGGUCGUCAUAGCAGCCAUCAUCAUUGGGAUUAUUGCAUGGUUAGCGUCUGGCUCUGAUGACAGAGAGCAACCUGCUGCAGGGCAACCCACCUCAGGGCCUUAGGAUCCUAGACUGUCUGUCAGAGCAAAGGACAUGGAAGAAAUGAAGAUGGAGGAUGGAGACAGGGGCAGGCGAGACCUCAGAGGAAAUAAGGAGUCAAUCAGACAGAAAUAGUGGAUGUAGAUAAAGAGAGAGGUU
This is a messenger RNA of Coregonus clupeaformis (lake whitefish), 552 nucleotides long. Its product is annotated as vesicle-associated membrane protein 5-like. The record is from RefSeq and is a predicted model, not a curated record. NCBI's taxonomy places the organism in Eukaryota, Metazoa, Chordata, Actinopteri, Salmoniformes, Salmonidae. Gene Ontology annotation, cellular component: SNARE complex; plasma membrane. Gene Ontology annotation, biological process: vesicle-mediated transport; SNARE complex assembly; vesicle fusion. Bases 37 to 417 code for a protein of 126 amino acids. The transcript is spliced from 2 exons. Gene Ontology annotation, molecular function: SNAP receptor activity; syntaxin-1 binding.